This is a messenger RNA of Podarcis lilfordi (Lilford's wall lizard), 37589 nucleotides long. NCBI's taxonomy places the organism in Eukaryota, Metazoa, Chordata, Lepidosauria, Squamata, Lacertidae. The record is from the annotation of a GenBank genome assembly.
AAGAUGGCGGCGGCCAUGCCGGGCUCCUUCUGAGGGGCUGAGGGCGCAGGGAGGAGGCUGCUCCGGGGCCGCCGCGCCCGCCCACCCCCCGCCACCCCGGCCCGCUCUCUCUCUCGGGGGCCGGCGGAAGAAGCCUCAGGAGGCGUAGCGGCGGCGGCGGCGCCUGGCUCUUCGCGGAGAGGGAGGCCUCGCCUGCGGGCGGCGGAGGCAGGCCCGGCCCGGGUCGCGGAGGCCUCGGCGAGGGGCGGCAUGGAGGGCGCCGGCGGCGGCGUGGCGGGCGGGGGCAGCAACGUGCCCGCCUUCCUCACCAAGCUGUGGACCCUGGUGGAGGACCCGGAGACCGACCCGCUCAUCUGCUGGAGCCCGGUGAGGGAGGGGGCCGGGCGGGGGGUCCCGGGGGGGCGCCCUCCUCCCCUCCCCGCCCCACGGAGGCUCCUCGGGGCCUUCGCUCACGGGCUGCGGCGGACCUGAAGCCGCCUCCCUCCCAGCCAGACCCUUCGCCCAUCGGCCCCGCUAUUGCCGGCCCUGGCUGGCAGCGGCGGCGGCGGGGCAGGAGAGGCCGCGGGGGGUUGAACCCGGGAUGUCCUCCUCGCGAGGCGGAGGCUGAGCCGCCUUCUUCCGCCCCUGCCCGACUCUUCGGUCUCUGGGCUCCGGGGACCCCGGCCCUCCCAGCUCGUCUCUUGCGGCUGGGACUCUGGGGCGCAGGAGAUGCGCCGCUUCCUGCGUCGGGACCUUCGCCGGUGUCCCGUGCGAUCCCCUGGCAGGGCUGCCUGGCGUUUCCAGGUGAAGGAAGGGAGCGCGUGGUUUCACCUGGAAACUUAUGUUACUGUUUUGGCUUCAUGUAUAGUUGGGCCUUGUUGUCCCGGAGAAACUCUCGGUGUUUGGGUCACGGACAGCAAGUGUCGUUCAACAUGCUGCAGGGAAGGGAAAUCUCUGGCCAUCCAGACUUCAUUAAACUGUAGCUUUGGUCAGCAGCCAUGCUGUUUGGGGUGAGGGAAUUUGGAGUCCUGCAACAUAGGAAAAGCCACAGGUUCCCCAUCCCUGUGGGAAUGGGUUUGGGCUGUAGAAUCAAUAUAAAGUGCGAGUUUAUUGGCUGUUGCCGAGUACCAUUACAUGGCUAAUGCUACUUUCCAUUUUUCACUCGAAUUUUGCACUAGCAUUUCUGAAUUUCACCUUACAGGUGAAAUGAAGUUUUGCAGAUUCAAAAGAUGCCAUGGUAAUAUGCAGUACAUUUUCAAGUUUUCCAAUAUGAAUAAUAGAAUCAUAGAAUUAUAGAGUUGGAAAGGACUCUGAGGGUCAACUAGUCCAACUCUCAACUAAAGCAUCUAUUAUAUAUGGCCAUCCAAACGCUGCUUAAAAAUCUCCAAGGACAGCCCAACAGCUCCCAAACAAGUUUGUUUCUCUAAACAGCUCUUGUCAUCAGAAAGUUUUUCCUGAUGAUUUGUCAGAAUCUCCUUGUAGCUUAAACCCAUUGGUUCAGGUUCUGUCCUCCAGAUCAGGAGAAAACAAGCUUGGUCCAUCUUCCACGUGACAGACCUUCAAGAUGUUUGAAGAUAGCUAUCAUAUCUCCACUCAAUUCUCUUUUCCAACCUAAACAUACUCAGCUCCCUUAACCACUUCUCAUAAGGCUUGGUUUCCACACCCUUGAUCAUGUUGGUUGCCAGCGGCACAUGUUCCAGCUUGUCAAUAUCCUUUUUAAAUUGCUGUGCCCUGAGCUAGGCACGUUACUUCAGGUGUGGUCUGAUGAACACAGAAUAGAGCAGUACUAUUGCUUCCCUCGACCUGGACAUUAUACUUCUCUUGAUGCAGCCUAGAAGACAGUCUUGGUUAGAAACUCUUUCCGCUGGCCUAGGAGCCCAUGCUGACCGGAGGCCACAAUCUGCAGGCAGUGUCCACAUUCUGGUUGCUCCCUGGUGCUGUGUCAUUCUGGCUACAGAGAUCAGUAUUUCUUUACAGUAAUUCUGGCCCCUGCCAACAGGCUGCACUUACUGGUCCUUUCCUGCAUCUUCCCUAUCAUUGUAGCCAUUGAUUUCCCAUAUCAUUUGCUGGUUUUGUCAUCUUCUCUUUGCCCCCCUGCUCUUUCUACCACAUUGUUCCUGUUUGCCUUUUUAUUCUAGACCAUUUGUGACCUUUUCCAAUCACAUAACCUCCAGUUUAUAUUUAGCUGUCUUUUUCAGUGUCAAGGUUGUGGUCAGAAUUCCAAGCAUUGUGGUUCCAGCACAGCUGAGUGAAGCUGGUCACUAGUUUUCGUGGGAAUGUUUAUGUUUCUUGCAGCAAGAUUCAGUAUCUGUUCUCCAGAUUGUUCAGCUUUAAUGCCAGGAGGUGUAGAGGAGAAUGCAUAACUCUGACCUCUUUGCUUCUUCUCAAUUCUCUAAGGUGAAAGUGUGUAGUUAGAUUCCCCCUCUCCCCCCACGGACAUUCCUUUCCUACCGAAAGACAUAUUGAGAAUUCCUGUCAUAAGGAGCACUUGCCUGAGUCUUAGCAAGAGGGCCACUGGGUGGCAAAGGGUGCUUGUUGUGUCCAGCUUAUUCUGUUUCAGAGGCAGUGACCCAGUACAGAACGCUUCUAUGUAAAGAAAUGAAACAGGAAUAUCCACAGUGUUCCACCCCAUUGGAAUACAGGCUUCCCUCAAACAAAGUUUUGUUGACUUUGCACAUCAAUCUGUGCAUGUGUUUGUUCUGAGGUAUGUGUAGUUAGCAGUGCAACCUUAGUUCUUUAAACUUUUUGUGUCAUCUCAGAUGUUUGAUUUAGGUUGAAGUCCUUGAGAGCAGGAAAGCAAAGCCUCUCAUUCUUUUCUUCUGUACUCUUGAGGGGUUUCUGAAGUAAGCAUCAACCUAAUGAGAAUGAACAGCAGCUUAAUUCAAUACAGCGGGAAGUAAUUCAUGGAGUCCCAAUUAUAGGAUUGAUGACCUAAUUAUAGGAUUGAAAAUGUUGGUUUUAUACAGCCAUGUUCUCGUUAACAUGAGGAAAUAGUUGCUUGAAGAGAAGGGCAAAUCCCACUCUUCUCUGUAAGUAAAAAAAAAAUACUAUUGUUGGGAGAGAAUCGCAGGCAGCAGCCUGUCUCUGAACCUCAGUUGCUGGGGAACAAUAGCAGGAGCGUUGCAUUGUGUUGAGGUCUUACUUCUUGGGUUCUAAGAAGGGGCGCCUAGUUGGCUGCAGUGGUAACCAAACGGUGGAUUACAGGUGAAACUCGGAAAAUUAGAAUAUCAUGGAAAAGUUCAUUUAUUUCAGUAAUUCAACUUAAAAGGUGAAACUAAUAUAUGAGAUAUACUCAUGACAUGCAAAGCGAGAUGCGUCAAGCCUUUAUUUGUUAUAAUUGUGAUGAUUAUUUCGUACAGCUGAUGAAAACCUCAAAUUAACAAUCUCAGAAAACUAGAAUAUUAAAUGAAAUCAGCAAAACAAGGACUGCAAAUAGAGCAAUAUUGGACCUCUGAGAAGUAGAAGCAUGCAUAUGUACUCAGUACUUGGUUUGGGCCCCUUUUGCAUCAAUUACUGCCUCAGUGCGGCGUGGCAUGGAUGAUAUCAGCCUGUGGUACUGCUGAGGCGUUAUGGAAGACCAGGAUGCUUCAAUAGCAGCCUUCAGCUCUUCUGCAUUGCUCAGUCUCAUGUCUCUCAUCUUUCUCUUGCCAUUGCCCCAUAGAUUCUCUAUGGGGUUCAGGUCAGGCGAGUUUGCUGGCCAAUCAAACACAGUAAUCCCAUGGGCAUUGAAUCAGGUUUUGGUACUUUUGGCAGUGUGGGCAGGUGCCAAAGUCCUGCUGGAAAAUGAAGUCAGCAUCCCCAUAAAGCUCGUCUGCGGAAGGAAGCAUGAAGUGCUCCAAAAUCUCCUGGUAGACGGCUGCGUUGACCCUGGACUUAAUGAAGCACAGUGGACCAACACCAGCUGAUGACAUGGCUCCCCAGAGUGUGGAAACUUCACACUGGACUUCAAGCAUCUGGCAUUGUGUGCCUCCCCAUUCUUCCUCCAGACUCUGGGUCCUUGGUUUCCAAAUGAGAUGCAAAAGCUGCUCUCAUCAGAAUUUGGGGAGCCAUGUCAUUAGCUGGUUUUGGUACAUUUUCGAGCACAAUUCAAAGUGUCAGUGCUGACCUUUAAGGCAUUAAACUGCCUUGGCCCAGUACAGUGGUACCUCGGGUUACAUACACUUCAGGUUACAGACUCGGCUAACCCAGAAAUAGUACCUCGGGUUAAGAACUUUGCUUCAGGAUGAGAACAGAAAUUGUGCUCCGGCGGCUCGGCAGCAGCAGGAGGCCCUAUUAGCUAAAGUGGUGCUUCAGGUUAAGAAUGGACCUCCGGAACGACUUAAGUACUUAACCCAAGGUAUCACUGUAUACCUGAAGGAGUGUCUCCACCCCUCAUCGUUCUGCCCGGACACUGAGGUCCAGCUCCGAGGGCCUUCUGGCGGUUCCCUCACUGUGAGAAGGGAAGUUACAGGGAACCAGGCAGAGGUCCUUCUCGGUAGUAGCACCCACCUUGUGGAACACCCUCCCAUCAGAUGUCAAAGAAAUAAACAACUAUCUGACGUUUAGAAGACAUCUGAAGGCAGCCCUCUUUAGGGAAGCUUUUAACGACUGUUGAUUUAAUGUAUUUUUAAUCUUUUGUUGGAAGCCGCCCAUAGUGGCUGGCGAAACCCAGCCAGAUGAGCAGGGUAUAAGUAAUAAAUUAUUAUUAUUAUUAUUAUACAGUGCUACAGUGCUGCCAGAUAGAGAUGCUAAACUACUUGUGCUCUUUUGGACUUCAUACUAAUAUUAAAAGUUACUGGAAGGCAAUUUUAUAAUAUAGAUAAAAUAAUAAAUAAACGAGUUAUACAAAUAAUCCUGUAUUCGUUUAAAAAAAUAGUAGUGAAAGUCCAUAACCCUAGUUAGGGGUAGGGGAAAGGGAUUAGCUGCUCCCAGUAUUUCUGAUUACUUCAGAGGCAAGGCGGCUUAAAAAAUUACAGAACUACAAAUAUAAUGAAAGUAGUCAUAAACAAUAAACAAAACAUCAAAAAGUACACAACCAAACAGAACAAUUUCCACAUAAAUCAUAGGAUCCAAAAUAAAUAUACAAAAUAUUAAUAUUGCCACCCCCCUAAGCAAUACCCUAGUCCAGGAAUGCUGCCUGUUUGUAACUUCUGCUCAAGUAGUGGUUUCUUUCUUUGUUAAUCAAGUCAUGGCUCUUCUGACUUUGGCAGAAGGUGUGUUAAGGCCGCCCAUUUAAGGACGUUAUCCAGCUGCAAAACUGGGUGGAGUGUGUGGAAGGUGCAGGGGCUUAGUUUUUGGCGCUAUAACUGGUAGCUGGUAAUUUCUUGUGUCUGAGGUUGGCCCACCAUUACCAUCUCCGAAGGCCCUCCCUUCAAAAUGUCCUUGCCAUAAGAUUAACUGUUGUAUAGGGGCUUAGUGGAAUGAAUACUUCUAGGUGCGCCUUAAAGACUUUGAGAUAUAUCCAGCAUGGAAUUCUGUUCCUUUUCUCUCCCCAUGCCCACUCAAAUUCAGCUCCACGGGGUCUUCCAGCAGCCACUGGAAGGAGAAGCAGACCCUUUGCGAAUGUGUUGACUGUCUUCCUUGGCCUCCGUAUGUACAGGGUUAGAAACCAGAGACAAGUAUUCUUUCCGUCUUUAUCUUCAGACUUCCCGGUCAUAAUUUUGUGGGCUGACCAAAGUGACAGCCGGUCUGGAGUUGAUUUGUGUGAUAGCUUCCAUCUCAACGGAAGGCUGUCACUUUAUAAAUGUGCCUCCUAGGCACAACUAGGAAGAUUCCUUGCAGUCUUGAUAAAAUGUGGUGAACAUAUAUGUUAGAAGUAUCCCUUGUAAGCAAGGCAUGGGUGUAUAUUGUAAAGUGCCCUGUGAUUAUGUUACUAAUAAUUGUGUAUUGAUUGACAAGCUGACACCUUUAGCAGCUAGCCAGCUCCAUCAGGCUCCUCCAGCCUCUGAACUAUGCCAGCUGGUCAGUAUAGGAGAAGUUGGUGCCUAUGUUUUGAAUUUUAUUUUCCUCUUCCUCCUUGUCCAUUUUCCUUUGUGUGUUGUGUAUUUAUUUAUUUAUUUAUUUAUUUAUUAUAUUAGCCUGUAGGUAGGGAGUGUCUUGUUUUGAUUUCAUGUAAGCUGCUCUGGGAGCAUUUUUGGCUGAAGAACAGGGUACAAUUACUCUAAAUAAAAUAAUAUACUAUUGCUUACUAGCAUGGCCUCUUCACAUGGUCUGUGUCAUAUGCCAAAUUAAGUUUUACUGACUUCAUGUAGCUCUCCCAAGUGCCUUUAUUGACUCAGUCAAUCUGAGGUCGGCUGCAACUUGCCAAGAUCAGAAUUUAGAAAUGUACCCUAAACCUGGAUGUUAGAUUUCUGACUCAUCUACCUUAUUGAAGUUUUGAUUGAUGGUGACAGAUAAUGUGCAAUGGAUUUUAAUUUCAAAGAGUUCACACCCUCCUGUUUUGGCAAGGCAGCCAAAGCAGCUAAAAAUAAAAAAACCAAGUUUAAACUGCAACCAACAAAGCAAUAAACAAAUGAAAAAUGAGAACAGUGAAAGGCGGCAGCAGCAGCAGCAGCAGCACACACGCAACACUAGACCAGCAGGUAAAAAUUAAUCUGCAGAAAGUGAAAGCAAAAGCAAGAGCACCACAAACCAACAAUUUCCACAGGCCAAGCCAAAAGGCAAAAUUCUUAACAAAUGAUGAGGCCAGGUGGAUCUUCCUUGAUACUUUAGGCAUUCAUAAAGGCAGAUGUCACAGCCAAAAGGCCCUGCUGUGUGUGAUCAUUUUUUCAGGGUAAAAAUGGAAGGUUAGGUGGAAGGGAGACAGGGUGGAUAAAAAUCAACAAACAAACCCAAAAACCAGAUUUUUAAAAUUUAAAUCACAUUUUAAAAAAUAAAAUGCUUUGGAAGGAAAAAUCUUUCAAAAGAUAGUUUUCUAUUUAAGUUACAUUAUAGUCCAAAUGUUUAAAUUUUUUGGUAAAUGAAUUUUCCAGAGGUUUCUGUAAGAUUAUUUGGGGCAGUUGUAAAUAUUAAGAUUAUACCAGCAAGAAUGAGUCUUUCUGUAAAAAAGUCUUACUGACUAGUGAUUUAAAUUGUGAUUUAAAUCAAUUUGAGUUAAAUCAAAUCCAUCCUGGAGGGAGAAUUGACAUACAUUCAAGACUCUUCAGCUGAAAAAGUCUUCCAAAGUGGCUUACAGUGAUUGAUAAGAAGGCAGUCUUCUCCCUCAGGCUCACAAUCUUAAGACACACAACAAAAGGGAAACAGACUGGAAGGGAUAAUGAAAAAAGUCAGCUCAGGCACUCGUUCUUAGUUACAGAGGUAAAAAUGUAAAGGUAAAGGACCCCUGGACAGUUAAGUCCAGUCAAAGGUGACUAUGGGGUUGCGGCACUCAUCUCGCUUUCAGGCCGAGGGAGCCAGCGUUUGUCUAGUUCAGGGGUCUGCAACCUAAGGCCCAUGGGCCAGCCCAUGGACCCCCACCGCCCACUCGGUUGGCUCCCAUGCGGCGUGCUAAACCAGAGCACAGCGGGGACUGCCUUCCGCGACGUUUGCCAGCUUCCCAUUGGCUGAAGGAAGCUCCUGCAGCCAGUGGGAAGCUGCACAUGCCUCCUCCGCACUGGAAAUAGUGUUUGCGCAUGCACGCACGCACACUCCGGCCCACCGCAGUGUCUGCGGGACCGUGAACCGGCCCAAGCCACAAAAACUUUGCCGACCCCUGGUCUAGUUGCAGAGACCUUGUAGUGAGCAGCAGGAGUGAAACGAUUUGGAGAGGACCCAAAUGUUUGUGGUCUUGCAGCAGAAGCAAUGAGGAGGUCCUGCACUGCUGCUGCCCCAUCAGUCUGAUGGAAUGGAAUCUAUUGUGCAGUUAUGAGAUCCUUUUGGAGAUCCUUUUGGAACUCUUCACAGUCUGUCUUCAUUUUAUCACCUCAAACAGUUUGGUAUUAUCAACGCACUUGGCUGCCUCACUUCUCACCCCUAGCUUUAAGUCCUUUGUGAACAAGUUAAGCACAGCUCUCAGUACUGAUCCGUGGGGUCGGGGGGGGGGGGGACUUGGACUCCUUGCCUGCAAAAGUUAGUUAAGGCGCAGCAAUCUGCUCUGCAUCUUCCGCUGUGAAGACAGAUGUAAAUAAUUCAUUCGGCUUUUCUGCAAUCUCCUUAUCCUUCUUCAGGACUCCGAUGUGAUCCAAGGGUUAAACUGCUCCCCCACCCAAAAAAGUGGGCCAGUAGGAGAGAAUAAUAAGAGGUGUUUUUGUUUGUUUUUGUUUUUUAGUGUUUCCCCAAAUUUCCAGGUUUUCCUUGGGGAAUAAUUGAAAUAAUCCUCAGGAAAAUUCAAGAAAACUUUUCCCCAUUUUAAAAUUUGUGUUUUCCCCCUUCUGGGCCCUUCACAUCUCACCUUCUGCAGAGACUGGCUUUGCUGUCUUUAAAAUGACAGAAAAUGAAAAACUCGGCACCUUGUCUCUUCCAGCAUCAGGCUGCCCCGUCCCUCCAGACUCUUGAAUCUUGGCUUUUUCAGAAGGCAAAUAAGUGGACAGUAAGACCCUGGUUAUUGUUGGCUUUUGGUAUUGAGUGAUCUAAGGCCAUGUGCGUACUAAAACUUUGUACAGCACCUCAUUAUUUUAGGCACUUCGUGUAGCAAAUGGUAUUUAUUUCCACUUGAGUCAGUGGUGUUCUGAUCCUUUCAAGCUGGAGCCUCUUGUGUGGAUAAGCCCACAUCUGGUGUUUGGAGUGACUAGGAAGGGCCUGGCGUAGAUGUGGGGGGGGGUGACCUUGCGCUUGGGGGCAAUGUGCCAAGUGAUCCUUUUGCUAGCGGUGGCUCCAGAGACGGGGCUCUUGUAGCAGACCCUCGCCCAGGACAGGCAACCUUGGAGAGGUGCAGGGUGCAUGUGAGCAGGGCUUUGGCGGUCGGUGCAUCCUUCUCUGCUGCAUUUUUGGGUGGUCCGAGAUGCCGUCCUCUUGCUCUGGAGCUAGCACGCUUUUGUGGCAGGGUUGUGAUUUGUCUACAGCUGGUCUGGUUUGGUUCCCACCUAUCCUAGUAUUGGCAUUAGCUGGUUUUGUUCUCCCACCAUAUGGAAUUGUCUUAAAAAGAAGAUGACUCAGUGGCAGAGCUUUUUCCUGCCAUGAAAGAAAAUCCAGUUGUAAAAAGCCUUUCACUAUUUUAUAUCACUCUGCCAGAUUGAAAUUUCUCUCUCUCUUUGUCUCCUGUAGAGACUAUUAUAUUUUGAUAAUAAAAUUCCUGCUAUGUGAGACAGAGAAGUCGUGUCAUCUUGCUCAGUAAAAAUGGUUGCAUGCCUUUCGCAUAGCCAAAGGUUGAAAUAUUGCUCCUGCUGGACAGCUUCUAGUCUUGAGGCAAUUCUGAGCUGGGAUGGCUAUUGUCAAGCUGGAGUUCCUGGGCAGCCCUUUGGCUCAAGUGAGCAUGCAGGAGGGAAGGGAAAUUCCUCAAAUGAAGGAAAAUGUGGUUAAGACAAAACAAAAAAUUGCAAUCAAACCUCGGUUGUCGAACGGAAUCUGUUCCAGAAGCCUGUUUGGCUUCUGAAAGGUUUGACAACUGAGGUGCGGCUUCCGAUUGGCUGCAGGAGCUUCCUGCACUCAAUCGGAAGCUUCAUCGGAUGUUUGGUUUCCAAAAAACAUUUGAAAACCAGAACACGUCUGAGUUUUCGGUGUUAUUUGACUGUAUAUGGAGAAAGCAGAGGGCAAGAGGAGGCCUGUGGCCACCUGCAGUGCAUCAAGAGAUGUGCUGUUUGUGGGCACUUCUCAGUGCCUUGCUCCAACUCCCCUCUGCCCUCUGUCUUUGCAUCUCCAAAGAGAAGGCAUGCCAGUUCUGGAUAAGAGAGCCCCAGUUAGCUACUGCCUUGGCCAGUGCACUCAAGUAAAUCUCAAGGUUUUAGCUUAUCCGUUCUUCACAUGGGGACACACUGAGCAUACCACAGGCACUGUUGGGUCCCUCACUUCAUAGGUCUUUCCCUAGUCUGCCGUGGAGCUAAGAAACUUGGCUCCUGUGUAUGUAGCUGAAACUCUGGGGCUGCCGUGCUAUCCAGUGGGGUUGGCACCAGUUAAGGAAUGUUGGGUGAGUCAGCCACACAUUCUUGCCGACUGCCUUGCCUCUCUGUCCUCCCCUCUUGCUCCACCCUCCAGCUCUUGGGAACUCUGUGGCUGAGUUAGGAAGAAGGCAGCCUGGCUACUGAGGCAGUAAGAUCAGCAGAUGCCACACAGUCUUCCAGCCAUUGACAUGGGCUGCCUUUUUGCCUCAUCUCUCUGCCCACUUUGCCAUAGUUACAGCAGGCGGGUUUUUGCAUCUGGCAGGCCUACAAUAGCUGCUCAGCUCCCCCUGCAAAUCUGUGGUCAACCCUUUGCCUGUGUGGAUUUCUCAAAGGGCUUUGGCUCAGGGAGUUCCUCAGGUUUAGGAUACUAAACAAGCCACACUGGCAUACUGCACAGGCCUCCUGAAGAAUCCUAUUGCUCAAAUCUUCAUAUGGACCAAGAGUAGUGUAGAAAUAGGAAAGUUUUGCCAGGGGGGUAAUGGAAAAAUUGAACCCCUCCCCCCCCAAAAAAAAACAUUCUUCUGGGUUUUUUCCAGGCGUUGACAUUUCGAGAGUGAUGUGUGAGCAACCACACCCAUUGUAAAGGGUGUAAAAAUCCACUUGUCAGGUGACUAAGCCCAGUGUACCCACCCUUCUGCUUCCCAGACUUCCCAGUUUCUCAUGACUGAAUGCCAUGAUCAAUGAUUACCUGCAACCACUGUGGGCUUUUAUGUUUUGCCCUUGUGUGCAUUUAGGUGGCUGCCAUGUGGUUCUUGAUUGCCUGAAUCUGCCCCUAUUUCUACUGGCUGAAGCCCUGUUUUCACAUCCGUCGGUGCCUGAAGGGCGACCCCUCCGUGUGGGGUUGCCAGCCAUGGGGGCCAGCCCAGCUGCUUGGGGUCAGUGGCAGGGCUGUCGCACAGGCUUGCUCAUCUCUCUUUCUGUUGUUGCAGAGUGGAAACAGCUUCCAUGUCUUCGACCAAGGCCAGUUUGCCAAGGAAGUCCUUCCUAAAUACUUCAAACACAACAACAUGGCCAGCUUUGUCCGACAGCUGAACAUGUGUAAGUAUAUUCUCUGUUUGGUGCACAGUUUGUGCGCUUGACUUCAGAAGUCUCUUGUGAACACGAGGGGCUUGCCUGAAGGUAGGGUUAGGGCACCUUGGAAGUUUGUCAGAACAUGAGCUGCACCGUGCAGGACUUGUGGGCAAAAGUGCUGGGGCUUCUCAGACUGGCCUAGUAGCUUCUUCAGGUGUACUGAAGAAAAGAGCGACGUCCUCUUCUGCCGUACAGCGGAUCAUCUUGGCACAAUUAGGUUAGGAUCAAAUGUUUGGCACUGUUAACAUAGAAUUGGCAUUGUCUACGAAAAGUGUCUGGGUUAAAGAAAAGGUUGAGUACCAGGCCUGCAAGCUGGACUACAAGGGGCCUGUCACGGAGGAGCUUGUGCCUCCUUACAUGGGACUCAAACAGGAGGUAGAAGGUUCAUGGAGAAUAUGUCUGUGAGCAGCUAAUGGCUCUAAAUGUGAAAAACGAGAACUCCAUCUUCAAAGAGGGCGUAUUCUGAGUUCUAAACAGGAACGUCCAUCACUGCUUGUGGCCAGCCAGGUGCCUCAGGGGGGACAAGUUUGGACUAGGUGAACCGUGCUCUGCUCUAGCAAGGCAAUUUGUGUUUCCUCCUCCUGGAACACCUGCCUUGCAUUUUGGGAGCUGAGAUCAUUCGCUGAUGUGCUAUUUUGUAUGAUUCACUUUGGAAAGUUGGCUCAGGAAAAUGACAGCAUUAAGCAACCUGCAGACUCAGCAGAUACUACUUUCUGGUUCUGAUGCUGGGGGAAAGCAAAGUCUUGGAGUUGGGAGGUCCAGUUGCCCUACAGGCUUACGCUGCAUGUGAAAUACAGGCUGGCUUCUCCAGCAUUCCCCUGACCUUCUUGCCAACCUGCUCUGCUCCUUUGCCUUCCAGAUGGCUUCCGGAAAGUAAUCCACAUCGAGCAGGGCGGUCUGGUGAAGCCUGAGAAGGAUGACACUGAAUUCCAGCACCACUACUUCCUCCGCGGCCAAGAGCAUCUCCUGGAGAACAUCAAGAGGAAAGUAACCAAUGUGAGUCCUUUGUAACAGUCGCUGGCCCAGAUUCAAAGGAGCUUUUGAGGAACUGAUGGAACGGGAUGGAAACAGCACUGUUUCUUUCAGCCAUUACAUGCCUUGGUGCUUCAGGAUAGUGCAGAGAGCAGAUUUCUGCUUCUUCUUUCUCAGUGUUUUUGGCUUUUGCCUUGUCUUGUCUGAACUUUGGUUCAGAUCACCCAAUUUGAGGUGGCCUGUGAUAGGCACCUGGGUGGGUGGGUGAGUGUGUGCGCAUGCAUAAGUGAGCUCACAGAAGAAUAUGAACUUGCCAACGCGCCACCUCCUCCUGUGUGCUUCUGUGUAUGGCAGGAGGCCCUGGCAAUCUCUCCUCUUGUUGAACUUUUCUUUUUGCACUGCUUGCCUUGCUGAGCAGCCUGGAAGUCCCUGGCUCAGCUGAAGCCAUCCUGUAGGCUAGGAUGUCUUGCAUAUCAUGUCACGUUAAUCAGUGCACCUCUCUUGCAUUGAGAAUGCUCCCUAAAUAAGCCUGUCUGUAAAUUCUACAGUCUGUUGGCUGUCCUCAUGUCUCUUCGGUCUCUGCUUAUCUGUAGUGCUGCUUGUUCAUGUAAACUGUUCACCAGAAGCAACAAACCGUGUUCCCAAAAUUGUUUCAUGAAAGCAGCAAUAGCUUUCUCUCUGAAAUUGAGAUUAGCGGUUCUCCUAACUGAGGAGAAGGCAGAAGCUACACAGAACCCUUACCUAUGUGCCCCUGUUUCCAUACUCUCACUGCCCUGCCCCCCACUGUUCAAACUUGCUUGUUUCUGUUACUUCCCUGAGCCAUACCCCCUGAGCCAUGCUUGAGGGUGUUUUUUUAACAGUCAAAUGUGUGUGUGUGUGUAAAAUUGCAGUACACACACACACAGAGAGAGAGAGAGAGAGAGAGAGAGAGAGAGAGAGAGCGCUAGAAAAUUCAGAAGCACAUCAUUCUUUCAUGCAGUAGCCAAGGUUGGAUAGCGGAGUGGCAGUGCAUGCUGGGAAGCACAAUCAAAUAAAAUUACACUUCAGUGAACUGUGUGCUUGCCUUCUUUGCUGGCAAAUGGGUGAUCCUACCACUUUUUGAGAUGGGCUCAGGAACCACCUUUGCCAAGGCGUGCAGUUUAUAUGGCAUUGGUCUUCAGCAGCUUUGUUGACUCUGACUGCAGCUCUCUUUGAGAAGAGGCAGUGCACACUCUGCCUGUGAUGCUCAGCCAGCUAUUUUGUCGUUUGGAAGCCAUGAAGAGCCAUAAGUAAGAAAUCUUCCUCUGCCUGCAGGUAUCUGGCAUAAAGAAUGAAGAUAUCAAGGUUCGCCAGGACAGCGUGACAAAGAUACUGACUGAUGUCCAGGCAAUGAAGGGCAAGCAGGAGAGCAUGGACUCCAAACUGAUAGCCAUGAAGCAGUAUGUACAAUGCAAGGGGCAGGGGGGAAAGGGUAUUCUGGGUUUGGGAGGGGGAGUCUACCUUGCUCUGUGUUCUAGCACCCUCUGCUGGCAGGUAGCAUACUAUGAUAACCUCCUGAUUGCUGCAGGAAUUGAACUCACUCCUUAGCAAACUUUCUUGCCCGGUGAUGGACUGCCGUGUUUUUGUCUUCAAUUCUCUCACCCAGCAUGUUGAAUUUUCAAUGCUAACGUCUCUUCCAUCUAGGGUGGUGUAUCACCCAUUAGCCGCCAGGGUAGCGUUAAUAAUAGCAAAGCAACUAUUGAUGCACCCAUAGCACAGUUAAAAUGACAAGCGGCAACCACAGUUGUUAAACUAGUUAGCAGCCCUUCUGACAUGUCCUUGCUGUGUAACUUGCAGCACUUUACCAUGUGGACUUUGCCCCGUUAUUGAUCAGUUUUCCUCUUGUAUGGUAGUGCCCUUGUUAAGAGAAGAAUAAAUACCAAUUUUUAAAAAUUACAUCGGCAGCUAAGAUUAUUUUUUUUUACAAAUUAAACUCCUGGUGGAACACUGCUGCUUUAUUUUGGCACUGACGGAUAGAGGCACAGGCUGGUUCCAGCUUGGGAAAGGCCUUCUUUUAGACCGCCAUAGUUGGGAAGGGCAGGGGAAAGGCAUCUGCACUCAGCAUGUCCUGCUUGUGGGCUUCUGCUUUCUGUUUGGCCACUGCGAGAACAGGAUGUGGGACAAGAUGAGGAGCCCUUAUCCAGCCCCAGGCCUCGUACGCUCUCCACUUGGAGUUUACAGAGCAGGGAGUUUCUUGCCUGUGUGCGACAAUUGCUUAACAUUUGCUUAUCCCAGGCUAUUGAGGACUUGAAAAAUUUGCCUUGCCUUCUCUCCAGGCACAGGUGGAAGGUGAGGCAUGCAGUGAGCUGCUGGUGGUUGGCAGUUUGCAUUCUGGCUCAGUUGUAGGGGAGACCCAGGAAGGAGUGUCUGACGUGUUCCCUUGGGGAGUGAAGCCUCGAAAGGAGGGCUUAGCUUGCACCAGAAUUCCCCAGAGCACCUUUUCCUGCACCCACACGUUUGAGAACUUAAAGGAAAGAGUUCUGGAGCCCAGGGGACAUUUCUUUAGGCUGGUUUGAUGGCCAGCACUCCGUUCAGCAAUGAAGCCCCGCUGUAAAUCAUCUGCAGCUGCAGAGGAUGGCUCAUAUCGGUGGGUGGGGGCAUGAAGGCAAAGGCUUGCAAAUCCCACUUUUCCUGGAAGAUUAGUCAGUGGCUUGAAGCAGCAACCCCUUCCUGUUUUAUGGCUGCUGUGGUGCCCCUCCUGGCAGCUUUGGGCCCAGCUGUUCUCUUGCCAGGACAGGAACCCUGAUCCCUCCAGCCAUGAACAGCUUGACUCCUCGCCCAUGGAAUGUGGAGCUUGAUGACCACUCGGUCUCUUGAGUCAUCCAGUCUUGCGGCUUUCUGGCGGGCCUUUUGCCAUUCUGAAUAGUUGCUGGCCAAGGUCAGGUUUUGCCAAGCUGCUUGAAACCGCUUACAGAAGGGAGGGUAUUCCAGGCCGACUUGUUGCCUGGCUGUGCCCUAGAGGUCCUCUUCAAGCCCAGAGACCAGGCCUGCAUGCUUCUUGCCUGCCCACAGCGGUGCUGCUCGGGGUCAUAGUGUGGUGAAGCUUGGCCUCCCUGUUUUGGUUAGACUGUGACGUCUGGGAAUUAAAGGCUUCAGUACCACCUCCCUAUCUGGCAGAAGAAAGAAGCCCAAUGGUGCCUUUUCGGAACCUCAUUCUCCUUGGUGUAGACCCAGGGGUGAUUCAGCUCCACGGUGAUUUUGUUACUGCUCCACCAAGACUCUGCCAAUUUUGACAAUAACUGCAAAAAAGGGAAAACAAUAUUUCAAAGUAAACGCAGUGCUGGGUUUGGCAACUUGCCUCCUCCCCUCAUCAUCAGUUUGAGGCUGUGAUGAGUGGGCAAGGGAAGAGGGGAGUGAGUUGCCAAACCCCUUCUCAUCUGUGCAGGAGGGACAGUGUGUGUGCUGGUGUGUUUCUGCCGCGUGUGUCUUGUUUGUAUAUGGUCCUCAUGUAGACAAGGAAAUGGCUGACUUAAGAGAUCAAAAAGCUGAGGGGGUGCUUUCUGCUGUCCGUAGAGGGCACAAAGCCUACUUGCUUAAGCAUAAGCUCUGACGUUCUUGAGGAGCCAGUAGUGUGAAGGUUUGUUAGCUGUGCUUCAUCUUGGUCCUCCCCUCUGGCCAAUCCAGGGUUGUAGCAAACUCUCACGGGCCCCAAAGAGACAAGCCUUCCCAGGGCAGCUUCCUGGGCUGAUUAUUCUUAGCUUCUGCAGGGCAUGCAGAACUACUGACCGCUACUGUGGCCUGCUGGGAGCACCUUGUUCUCACUGUGCAAAAUCAAAGUGCCCCAGAAGAAGGGAGGGAUAAGGACAAUACCUACAGUGGCCUUCUUGAGUUUAGUGAUCCCGAACUUGAAGGGUCUAAACACAAGAUCCACAUAGGAAGAUUGGCCCUCUUUUUCAUUAAAGUAUUGUAACACCAUCAGUGUACAUGGCACCUCAAGGAGUACAAAACAGAAGACUGAUCCCUCAUUAGCCCCCCCCCCCUUAAAAAUACCACUCAGUCUUUGGUUGGGAGGUAAGGGAGAGGCUGGCCUAAUGUGGGGUGGAUGUGAGCAAGUCCACCUGCACAUAGCUGGCCUUCAUUUUGGUUGGGGAAAUUGGUAGGCCCAUGUUUUGGCAUGCAUCCAAAGAGCUUAGGUGCUGCAUCCGACCAGUGGGCCCUCUGGGGAGCCCACAAGCAGGACAUGAGCAUAAGAGCACUCUGAUGUUUCUCAGCAUGUGGCAUUUAAAGCGCUGGGUGUAAAAAAAAGGGGGGGGGAGAUCUGAAGGAAUAAAGUGUUUGUAGUGAAAGGUUGGAUGGGUAAAUGCAAGAGGCCAUUUUGGCUCAGGGGGGCUUUUAGAGCCCUGGCUUCGAAUCCUGCCCUGACUGCGAAAGGGAAUGUUUUUAUUGUCUGCCUCCCUUGCACUCUUGUAAAGGCCGAUGGGCCUGCACCUUGUGGUGCAUAGUGCUGUUUGGAGAUGUUAAUGUUUAAUAACUAGCCAGUCCCUCCAAAGCCAGAACAACACUUAGGGGGCUGCUGUGGGGAAGGCAGGUGGGCUUUGGGGGCCCAAGCUUGGCAGUGCUUUGCUUUGGAAAAUCUCCCUCUCGGCCUUUGAGAGCAUCAGCUUCCGCUGGCCUCUCUUUCCCCUUCCUAUGUUUUCAUUUGUUUUCAAUCCCUAACCACCUCCUAAAAAUGGAAUCUGUGAGCCAGAAGCUUCCUUUCAGGGAUUUUUUUUUUAAGUUUGGAGCGGUUGUGGUUUUGAACCUGAUAGCUGCCUUUUAAAAGCUGCUGUUGGCUCUUUUAUCACGAGACGUGUAGCUCCUGAGCUUGAUGUCUCCUAGGUGAGCCUAGCAAACGCUUCCUGGGGGUUUGGGAAGCCAGACUCAUGUCAAAUGCAGGACUAAUGGCCUUAGGCCUGGUUCCAGAUCCCACAUCCAGCUGGGCUGAGGCUGAGGGUGGUGAGGGAAAUGGCACCAGGUGAGUCGCGUGCGCUCUGCUUUGGUCCUCUUGGCUGUGGAACCAUCCUUGCAGUGGUGGAGCAGCACCUGACACUCAAAGUACGGCAUCGGGGUGGGGCAUUUCUGGUGACUCUCAAGAUGCUGCUGGACUCUGACUCCCAGCAUGCUCCCUGGCAGUUGGCCAGGCUGACCGGGACCAGUGGGGUGGCUUGGAGCCAAUCAGCGUUUAGAGGGCAGCUAUGGACAUUAACCCAUUUAUUCUGGCCUUUAGUGGAAAGUAAAUCCACAUAUCACUACAAUUAUGCAACAUGUUUAUGGCCUGCCUGGAAAUUGCUAGUUAGUGUAUGACUGUUUUGCUUGUUAGCUUGAUUUAAAUGGUAUCAUUUAUGUUAUUGUAACCAGCCCUGGGGUCUCCUGCUGAGGGGUGGGGUGGUGAUAACAACAACAACAACAACAACAGACUUUACCAAACUUCCAGUAUAGGAGUCAGGGUGGAUUUCAUUUAAAUCAGAUCGAUUUAAAUCACUAGUCAGUAAGACUUGAUUUAAAUAAUUUUUUUACAGAAAGACUCAUUCUUGCUGGAAUAAUCUUAACAUUUACAACCAGAUGAAGGCUUCAUUUUUGGAAUACUAAAUUUUCAGAGUAGUUUUUGCAGUUAUAUCAAAAAUCACUGCUUUGGUUAUACUACUAGAAAUACAUAGACAGAUAAUUAUGAAAUUAUUGUGAGGUUUAAUAAGUUAACUGUGAACGCUUAUUACUUGACUGGCAAGCACUUCAAGGUCUCGCCAAAGACUUAACAGUUUUAGUAAGUUAACUUUAUAUUUGGACAACUUUUCUACUGUACUUUAUUGGAAAGAGAAAAAUAAUCAUUUCCUUAAUAACAAUUUAAACAAUUUAUUUAACUAAAACAAUAGCAUUAUAGCAUAUGUAUCCAUGUUUGUUAACUGAUCUGGUUAAACAAUUUUUCUAAAAAAAGAAAGACUGAGUUUUAGCACACAUGAAAAACUUAAAACAAAUCCUUAAUUCCUGAUGAAUAGCCUUUGGACUAUAUUGUAACUUCAAUAGAAAAAUAUCUUUAGAAAUAUUUUUCCUCCAAAAGCAUUUUAUUUUAAAAAUCCAAUUUAAAUCAAAAAAUCCGAUUUUUUUGAAACUUUUUUUUAAUCAUUGAUUUUUAUCCACCCUGAUAGGAGUAUUGGGGGGGGGGGAUAACAAAAGAAAGGGUGCAGAUCGUUUUAAAUAUGAUAGCUUUGAUAAGUUCACCACAAAGGUAGCGAGGUUGGGGAAGGUGAAAUCCGCCGGUCCUGCCGCUCUCUCUCUCUCUGGUCUCUGAAUCCUCGCAGGCCUUUCUUUCCAAGCCGGAAAGCGAGGCAGGAGGGCUCUGGUUGGUCUUGCUGCAGUGUCUCCUCCGUGAGCCUAAUUCUAAACAGAUUUCUGGGAGCGGGGGCCGAGCGGGGUGAGUGCACCUGUGUUUACCGGGGCCUUCCCCCAGCCGCCUUUGGGGGCUCCGUUUAGCUUGGCUCGGCAUGUCGAAGGCCUGCCGCAGGGACGCCGCAAGUACUUCCUCCUGGCCAGACUGCGUUUACAAGGCCCUGCCGUUUUUACAAGGCCCCCGUCGCCCACAGAACGAGGAGGUUUAAAAUUUCUCUUGGUAAAAAUAAAUCCGAGCAGACACCCUUAUCUGGCCUUCUGCCGCCACCAUCCUCUUCUUCCCUGCAACGGAAUUAGUUUCCCUGAUGCGGCACCUCUCCUCAUCCUCCUCUCCCUCCCGCUAAAUCAUACCAAAUAAUAAUUCUGACCUGUGUUGCUCUCUUUAUGGUUCCAAAAGCAACAAUAUAUAUUAUCCUUCUGACACUCACCAGAGGGGAUAUUUUUUGCGCUGGAACAUUUGCAGAAAAGAUUGUGUCUGUCAGUAACGGGCUGCAGAAAAGCUGAGCUUGGGCCUAAUGGAGCCAGAGAAGGGAUGGCCAAGCUGGAGCCGCCAGCCGCCUCGGAAAUGCCUCAUUAGAGGAAGCUGCCGGCCUGCAGGGACCCGGGGCCCGAAAGCAGCCUUGGCUAGCCGUGGACAAGCAGGAAAAGGAAAAAGGUCUAGGCUGGGAGCGGUGGCGUGAGGGUUCGCUGCUUCUCCCGACUCUCCUGCUUGUAGAUUGUGUCCUGAUUGUUGGUUUAAGCCGGUGCUUCCCAAGCGUUUUGCUUCGGGGGCCCUGCCCUCUCGGUUCAAUCAGCUCAUUCCCAGUGCCCCCUACUGUAUAAAAAGCGUUAUUCAGAUCAGCGGUUUGCACAGCCCACUAAGGAACAUAACGGCGCAAUAACAUUCAAAACAGUAACAAUGAAUUGCACAUUUAUUCCAAACCCAAUUAACACUGUGUAAUUAAAUUAAUUCAAUUAACUUGAUCUAGUGAUACCAGCUUUUCAAAGUCCGAUAGCUGCUUCCCCACUUCUGCCCCCUCACCUCUUAGCACCUCCCUGGGUACUCACCCCCAGGGGGCGCUACCACCCACUUUGGGAACCACUGGUUUAAGUGGGAGAUAGAAGGGGAUCCCGGGGGAAAUCUCCCCCCUCCCCCCAUGUGUGCGCACGCAUGCACUACUCAGUGGGUUGGAUCAAGUUUCCAGCUGCCAAUUUCACCAAUUUUCAAGACAAGCCUUUUGAAAAGGAGGCUUGGCCUGGCCUUUGCCAGGAUCAGCAGCUAGCAUCUUGAGUUGCCCGGUUCCCUCCUUUAAGACUCCCCCCCCCCGCCUGCUGCCCCCCAGGGCAAGGAAGGAGGCUUCCCUGCCGCCACUCUGACGUGUGCUGUGUUGAGAGGAGGCCAAUACCCUGCCUAUGCAGCUGGCUGAGGUUUGGGAAUGAGACAUCACUUGCAAGGCCUGGACAAGGGGAAGAAGAAUCGCUGUAAAUCUCAGGGAAGGGAAAUAAAUGCCUUGCUUCCAUUAAGGAGGUGCAGGAGACUGGAGCGCUGGCGUGGAGGAGGCUCCCUGGCCUCUUCCUUUCCAGCUGUCUCCUAUUAAGUAGGCUUCAUCCUUAAGAAAACCAGAGUGAUGGCAAGGUGGCCUCCUGCCUCUCUGACGGUGACCCCGGACCCCUUGUGCAUAGAGGGUCAGAGCUUGUGUGGCUCCAGCCUAGCCUAGCCAAGGAAGGUGGCUGGUCAGUUUUCUUCUUCCCUCUGCCCCCUGGCCCAUGUUUCCAGGUUCAGCCUUGCCUUGUCAACAGCUCCAAUUAGCUGGAGCAUCUGAGGGGUGCAUAUUGAAGGCAGGUGAAACUUUCUGAAUGUUGGAAGAUUCUUCAUUCAGCGCAAACUGUGGAAUGCCUUUGCCGAGGAGUCAUUGGUGGCCACCAACCCGGAUGGCUUUGAAAGAGGAUUAGGCAAAUUCAUGAAGGAGAGGGUUGUAGAAGGCAUGAUGGCUCUUCUGUGCCACCAGGGUCAGAGGCAGCAAUCCUUUAAAUCUCAGUUGCUGGAGGUGGGGAGAGGGCUCUUCUGCUUGGGUCCUUUGGACUUUCCACGGGGGCAUCUGGCUGACCACUGAGAGCAGGUUACUAGACUGGUUGGCCACUGGCCUGAUCCAGCAGGUUCUUCUCAUGUUCUUUCUCGUCCAGCUCCAGCCCUCCACUUCCUCCUUGUGGGGCUGGUGGGGAAGCUGCUUCUGCUCCAUCUUCUGGGCUUCAGGUGUCCUAAGCCACGACCAGUGUUCUUGAACCCCAGGUGUUGGGCCGCAACUCCCACCAUCCCCAGGCAGCUUAGCCGCUGGUCAGGAGUGAUGGGAGCGGUGGGGUGACUCCGCAGCCUGUCUGGAGGGCUGGUCUCCCCCCUGCACCCACACACACAGUGUGCACGGCCCUCUCCGCCUUGCUGACUUUAACGACUCCAGUCUUCUGGCUGAUCCUGCCUGAGGCAGAGACGCUGGGCCAGGCUUUUAUGACCUCUACAUUAGACGGUUGUAAUGUGGUGUGUUACUGCCUCUCUGUGCGAGAUGCUGCAUGGAUUCCAGCUGUUCUGGCGAGUUGCACCGCAGCCCCUGCUUGUCACGGGGGACUUUGCUGGCCCGCAGUCAACCGUCAGCUUCGUCUCAGAAUUGCUUUGAUGGGCUCCGAGCAAGACACUCGUUGUGAACUCUCUCGCUCUGCGUCUGUCUUUUUUCCUUCUCCUUUCUUCCUCCUUGCGCACAGCUGCGCUUUGGGCUUAGUCACUGCUUGAGAUCAUCUGAAGCUGGUUUUACUGGCCACGGUGUUCCAUGAGGUUAAGGACUGCUGGAGUCGUAGUUUAUGGCGGGCUCAGAUGUGUGAGCCGCUGCCAGCUGCGGCCUGAGGCCGUGCCAGGAAAACCUGUGCUUCUGACUGCAGGCUUGCUGCUUUGCGUGCCGAGGCACCUUGUCCUGCGCCUAAAGUGGCCUCUCAACAGGCACCCACCACUUGCCCCAGGGGAGGGUGCUGGGGGAGGGCUGGGAAAAGUACCGAGAGGAGGGGCUCCAUCUCUUCAGAGACAUGGUGUUCAGCCUGUUCUGGCUGUGAUCAGGUUUUGUAGCGGGGGGGGGCGCUACUCCUGGCAAGGGGACACUUUCAUCAUCUUGGGCUGGUGGCAGGAAAAACCUGGGCACAGUUAUAUAUGAAGUGUCAGGGCCCACCUUAAAGGUAAAGGGUAAAGGGACCCCUGACCAUUAGGUCCAGUCGUGGCCAACUCUGGGGUUGUGGCACUCAUCUCGCUUUAUUGGCCGAGGGAGCCGGCGUACAGCUUCCGGGUCAUGUGGCCAGCAUGACUAAGCCACUUCUGGUGAACCAGAGCAGCGCACGGAAACGCUGUUUACCUUCCUGCCAGAGUGGUAUCUAUUUAUCUACUUGCACUUUGAUGUGCUUUCAAACUGCUAGGUUGGCAGGAGCAGGGACCGAGCAAUGGGAGCUCACCCCGUUGCGGGGAUUCGAACCGCCAACCUUCUGAUCAGCAAGUCCUAGGCUCUGUGGUUUAACCCACAGCGCCACCCUCGUCCCUAUCCCACCUUUAAAGCCCCAUGCAAUUUAGCAGCACCAUGUCACCCACAGUACCCCAAUCUGAGGUGGGUGGCGACUAUUGAGACAGUUUUGCAGUGGUGGCCCCAUUAUUGUGGCAUUCCCUCCCUGUAUGGACUUGCCAACCUUGUUGUCAUUUCAGCACCAAAGACAUUUUAAUUCUCCCAGACCUCUGUGUGUAUUGUGUGUGUGUGUGUUUAAUUCGUUGUUUUGUAUAGCCCAUCAGAUUUCUGAAAAACAGAAAAAACUGCCGGCCUUGCAGAGCUUGUGGUCUGCGGUCUGGGAUUUUUGUUUCCCUACUGUGGACAGGCAAGCUUUGACCCUGUGCAGCCAUUGCCCAGUUCUGUUUGAUUCUGGAGAAGGGAGCAGCUUUGCAUCCCGCAAAGUGAAGAGGCAGCAGGCUCAAGCCAGCAACAAGCCCACCCCUCAAACAAGAUGGCUGCGUCUCCCUCCUUCCUUGGCUGCCUCUACUUGGGCACCUGCUGUCAUCGCCCUUGCCAUUUAUUUUUUAUUUUUUAUUUUUUGGAAGACUCGCCUUUCCCUUCCUCCCAAAUUCCUGCCAGCAGCCACGUGAUGAAGUUGCUGUCUGGCUUCCUCCAGGCCUUUGAGAAGGCCUGUCUGCAGGUGCGGCAAGCCCCUCUCUGCUCUUUCUGAGUCGUACCAUCCAUCCUGGCUCCCUUUGAUGUUUAAACAUGGGAGAGGGAGAGGGCAGAGGGCUCAGCAGUGCCGUGCUGGGACCCUCGGUUGAUGGCCUCAUCUCCCAGCGCUGUAAUGACCAAAUGGGAGGGGGCUCCUUUCAGAAUCCUGUUAAAAUAGUUCCCCUGAGGAUUUUAAUUCUGAACUGCAGGCGCAACCCACCCACUGCACCCCUGGUUUUCCCGCCACAUGGUAUGCCUCUCAUCGUAAUGACUUGCGAGGGUCUGUAACACCCCAGUCCCAAGGCAGGUCCCCAAGUGCCCUGGUGCAAGGGCCUUUUGUUUAAAGACUCUGGCCAAGGGAAUGUGUGGAUGGAGAAGCUCCUUCUCUCCUUUCUUGGAAGGAGUGGGGUGAACCCACACUAUACAAAUAAUUAUUUAUUAUUUAUACCCUGCCCAUCUGGAUGGGUUUCCCCAGCCACUCUGCAAAGGAGUUGGUGCAGCCGGUGGUUGCCUGUUCAGUUUCUCAUAAGCAGGUGCCUUCUGGUUUAACUUUUAAAUGUCUACUGAAAACUCCUAUUCCCCCAGGCCUAUGCAGGCAAUUAAGAAUACAUUUCCCUGCAAUGGUUUAUUGAUGUCUGUUUAUAACCUUUUUUAAAAAAGCAUGUUUUUACUGCAUGGUUUUAUACAUUUUUGUUGCAAAUUGCUUUGAUUUUUUCAAAUGAAAUAGCGUUCUAUAAAUAUUUUUAUAAACAAAAAGUGUUUUCCCACCCUGCAGAGAAUAAGUCCUGGGAUCACAAACACCCACCUUCUAAUUGAGAACAACCUUUCAUUCCUUCUGCAAAGGACCCCUUUGGAGACCCCACCUUAGGACAAUGAGGGUGACCAGCAGACGCCUUUCUUUAGCACAUCCCCAGAGCUGCUUGCGAGCAGAGAAUGGGUCUUCUGCACUCAGGAAAUACCAGGGCAAAGUAGGGGGUGCCUGUGGGAAGGAAAUGCUGAUCAGAGUGUUGGGUGCAACUGAGGCUGUGGAAGGAGUCAGCAGUCGCUUGCUGCCUUAAGCAGAGCAAUUUUGUGUGCAUUUGUGAGCACCUUUCCUAGGGCGGCUCCAGGAAAGCCCAGGGGCUGUCCAUCCUCUGCAGAAAGAUCUGGAACCCAUGUGAUGCAGAGUUUUGGCCGAGCUUGGACAUGAUGCUCACCAGGUGACCCUGAGCUGGCUCCCCAAUCCCCAUGUGAGCCAUAUAUAAGGCAUAGGGUGCCGUUUCUGCCACCCACCCACCCGGUGCACCGCCUCCCAUCAUCAGCAGAGCAAAGGGACAGUCUUCUUCCUCCUCUAGCGGCCUCAUAGUUUUUAGGAGAGCAUGCAGAGGGGCGGUGAUCUCCAGAAGGCCUGCAAAGAGUUAACAGCCCUUUUUUUGAGUGGGAGGAGGGAAACUCAAAGACUUUCCUUCGCACACUGUUUUAUAGAGCAAUUAAAUGGCGGUGAAGAGUUUAUAUGGGCCAACUUCAAAGGUUUCAUUUCAGGGGUUAUGAAAAGAUCUUAGGAGUGUUUUAUUUAUCCAAUUUUGUACCAGAAUGACAUAAACUCUUACCCUCUGCCCACCUGCCUCUCUUAAAACUCCCCCUCCCCGCCCCCAGGGGAGGGCCAGAGUCCCGGCUCCCAGGCCUGCCUUUCCACAUCCUCCCCCAAGCAGUUUGUAAAGUGAGGAGGCAGGUGGGACUCAACAUCUGACCCAGGAUCCGACCGCCCUGAUCCUGAGAGGCCGCGAGGGCCUACCUUUGUAUUUGCAAGCACAGUUUGUGGGGAGGGGGCUUUUAGUGACAAAUGAACCUCGGUAGUCUCUGUCUUUGAUGAGAGACUGCAGCUACAUCACCGCCAGCACCUAGCUGAGAUUCCUUCAUUGCAGGGGAUUGGAUUGGACUGGACCAGACAACCUUGAAGGUCCCUUCCAACUCUACAAUUCUAUCCAAAGUCACAAUAAAUUUUACGCUAGGUUUGAGAGUUUCUAGGCCCUCUUGUUCCUGAAGAUCCUCAGGAGACGUCCUGCUUCCAGUUCUGCCUUGCUAAUGCGUGAAAUAGGGAAGGGUGUGAAAUGGGGUCUUCCCAGUUUGGGGUACUUCCCUAAGAAAACCUGCCGGAAAUUAUGGUCAGGGUUUUCCAAAGACACUGCUAGGACACCCCUCCUGGGCCAGACCCGGGUCCUCUAGCUCAGCAUCCCGGUUCCACCAGCCGCCACCCAGAUGUGCCUGGGGAGCCCGCAAGCAGAGGCAUGAAACAGCCGCCUUCCCCUGAUGUUCCCCCACCCCAGUCACUGCCUUGCUACCCCUGAAGGGAGAGGCUCCUUUAGCUGUGGUGGUGAAUAGCUGCCCACCGACCUGCCUCCCUCAAAUUUGUUUCACUUGGUGGACCACCCACCCGCGUGCCUGUAUGAAAAGCGCUGGGUCUCUGCGCGUUUCUGCUGCUUUUUAUUGCUUGCCUGCAUUCUGGGUCGUUAAUUGCUUUUGCAAAUUUUGUGAUGCUUGCUUUUACACGGCUAGCUGCUGCAAGCUGCUUUGAUGUUAAAAGUGUGAUGCAAAUGAAGGGCAGUAUAGGAAUUUAAUAAAUAGUAGUAAUAAUAACAAUUUUAAAAGUAAAUGAAGCUUCCAGUAUGUCUAGCCCAGGAUAAAAAUGGGCACGUAUAUUUUUCAAAUAUAAAUAGUGGAAGUAUAUAAAAAAACACUGUUUCCCAUCUUUCUCAGUCACUGUGCUGCAGCCUUCUCUGUCUUCACCAGGCCAUUUUCAGCUGCAGUCCUGAGCCAUCCCCCUUUCAGUCCCCAGUCCUCUGAUCCGUGAAAUAAUAUUUCCACAGUCCCUUUGGAGUACAACCUGGAGACUUGCGUGGAGGGGGAAGAGUGGGCAGGAGGGCAGCACUAGCUCAGGUGGGGCAAGGGUCCUUUGUCGGGCCACUGGCUGGAGGAGCGAGGCCCUGUGCCAUCCUGCCCACCCCACACCUGAAGUGCCCAGCCGCUUCCACAUCCCACCUGGGCAUUGGGCACCAGCAUGAAGCAGCCCCCUCCCUAACUCUUUGCUUGAAUUUUGUGGCAGGAAGACAUUCUCUUUAGUGCAGAAUUCAAACAAAAAGCCUGGGUCGUUUAAAUGCCCAAAUUCAGAAUGAGAAGGCGAAAGUAGAGACAGGGAGGCUGCUGCAGUCGUGACUCUCACAGACAUGACCAGAGAGCUGUUGGCUGCCUGUCCUCCCACGAGUUCCUGGCAGGGUUUCUGUACCUACUCUGCUCCUUUGAGGGAGUUUUGUGAGGGUUUCCACUGUUGCCAUGCUGGGGCUGUGCUGCAGACAACCAGGCUGGACAACCACGUGUUUUAGUUUAAACUUCUGCAAGGCGCUUCUUCAUCUUCCUGCAGUGGCUGCUCUCUCUGCCCAGGCUAAUUUGGCUGCCUUCUUCCUUUUCAGUGAGAACGAGGCGCUGUGGCGGGAGGUGGCCAGUUUGCGGCAGAAGCACGCCCAGCAGCAGAAGGUGGUGAACAAGGUAAGCCCAGCCUUCACUUCUCAGCAAAGGGCAGCUUCCUCCCUGCCCUGUGGGCCACACAGUCAGCUGGAGGCCUGGGGCUGCUGACCUGCAGGGGGCUUGGCCAAUGGACCCCCCAGAGCCUUGAGGGUGAAGGGCCACUGUCUCUUAAGGACAGGAAACAAGACCUCUUUCAGCCAGCUUCCCACUGCCUUGGCAUGAUUCUAGAUUGGAAGUUUUAUAUCACGGUCUUUCCGAUCCAAUUUUUCUCUCUGCGUAGUUGGCCCAUCAGAUCCCUGCAUUCUGUUUUUUCAGUCAUGGAUUUGUGUUGCUGUUCCACCACUUGCCAUACACACCAGUCAGGAGAAACUUUCAGAAUAUAGGGGGAUUACCCCCUUCCACCUGUUUUGGGCACAUGCACAGAAAUUUUUUCCCCUGUGUGUGCACCGCUCUAAAACCAACAACAACCAUUUCCCCUGUGUGCAUGAGCAGUGCCAAUUCCACAUCUGGAAGCACUCGUGGAUGAUGAGACUACAGAGCAUGUACAGAGAGUCUUCUGUUUGCUCCUGAGAGAACCCCACAUACCUGUCCCUGGGAGUGAGGUCCUGAGUCCAGCCUGCUGGGUUUUCCAUGCUGGUGGUCAGCUGCGCGUGUGCUGGGGGAGGGGUCUCAGAGAUCUGAGCAGGGUGGUCCUUUCCAGAGUGCCUUUGGAUCUCAGUCCAGCAGGAUUCCCCCUCCUCCAGCUAGAAGUGUGCAUCGCGCUUGGUGACAUUUCGUUUUCUCUCCCACAGCUCAUCCAGUUCUUGAUCUCGCUGGUGCAGUCCAACCGUAUCCUUGGAGUGAAGAGGAAGAUGUAAGUGGGCCUCAUCCAGAGGCCAUGCUUUGAUUCUCCUCUUGGCUGAGAGCAUCUCCCAGGGUGACUCAAGGACCAUCCAUGGCGUUUAAGCACAAGCCCAGCCUCUCAUUGAGACAUUUCCACCUAGAAAACUCCAGACUUGCCUCUGAGAAGCACCUCUGGGAGGAAUUCCCCUCUGCGCCUGCCUCUUCCUGCCUAUACUCUUCCUGUGCCCUUUCUGCAGGAAUACUUUGGUUAUCUGCUCAUUCCCCCCUAAACUCUCCUCCUCCCCACUCCUGAUCCAUUGAUUAUGUUUCUGCUGUUCUUUGAGUUUCCUUUUUGUAGCUUUAUGAUCUGUGAUUCCUAUAUGAAGGGGUUGGACUAGAUGACCCUUGGUGUCUCUUACAAUUCUAUAAUUCUGUGAUUCUUAAUUUUCUUCCUCUGCAUAAGGCUGAGAAGCACCUACAUGCUGCUUGUGAAGUGGGGGGUGUCUUUGAAAACAAACACACAGGAAGGGAUAUGGCGAUGUGAUUUUGCAAGAGGGCAGCUCUCUUUGCUCCAGCAGGAAAGCAGGAGAUGCCUUAAGGCUACAGAUGGGCUCAGGUGCUCCUUUGCAAGAAGGCAGUCCUGGAGUGGAGCACACGCAAGUGGCUUCAGUGGGCUAGUCCUGGGUCCAACGAAAUGGGAGGAGCCCCCAAGGCCAGCUCAGUCCCCUGUGGGCAGCACACCUGCUCUGGUCCCUGUCAGCCAGAGUAGCAACACAGCCUGCAAACCCAAACCUGUUUCAGGGCUCCUGCUUCCAGAAAGCAUCCUGAGCUGACCCUAGAGCAGGCAUAGGCAAACUUGCCCCUCCAGAUGUUUUGGGACUGCAACUCCCAUCAUCCCCAGCUAACAGGACCAGUGGUCAGGGAUGAUGGGAAUUGUAGUCUCAAAACAUCUGGAGGGCCGAGUUUGCCUAUGCCUGGCCUAGAGGGUGGGCUGAAACUGCCUGUCAGGAGUGAUCUCUUCAGAAGUUGUGUAAGCAGGAUGGUGCCCUCUGCAGUCUGGUAGCCCCUUUGGUGCAUGCCUGCCGCCUCUGCUCUCUGUGUCUCACGGCUGUCUCUGGCUUUCCCUUCCAGCCCCUUGAUGUUGAACGACAGCAGUUCGGCCCACGCCAUGCCCAAGUACAGUCGCCAGUACUCUUUGGAGCACGUCCACAGCCAGCCUCCCUACUCCGUAAGUAUUUGGCUUGGGCAGAGGGAAGCUGGGCUCAGGGGCAGCCCCAAGGAGGCAACCACCUUUUGGACCCUCAAGGCUCCUAGGGCCUCAUGCCAAUAUCUGUCCUCCUCACAGGCCUCUCCCCCGGCAUACAGUGGUGCGAACCUGUACUCCCCGGACCCCUCCGCCAACUCCGGCCCCAUCAUCUCUGACGUCACAGAACUGGCCCAGUCCAGCCCCUCUGCCUCUCCCAGCAACAGCCUUGAUGGAAGGUACGCAGCAGCCCAGCUUUGCUUGGUUCCCUGUGUGGGCGCCCAGAUGGGCAUGGAGGGCACAGUCACUUCUGGUUGCAGGGGGAGGGGACGUCCAAGGCACCAAAAUGGGGAGGCUGCCUGGGGGGUGGGGGUGGAACAGAACUGCCAACUGCAUAGGCCCCAAGGCUCUCUUGCGACUCCUGGCCUUUGGCAGAUGUGGCCGGCAACUUUUCCCUCUGUGUCCAGGAUGGCUGAAAAGUGGGGUGGCUAAAAAUUCAUUUGAGUCAGUCAAGAUUUUCAGCAAAUUUCUAAACCAAAGUGAUGGGGUGUGGCAUGGAAGUCACUAAGGGUCAAUCAAGUUUCAGAGGCGGUAAUCUCAGGAUGGUUCUUCCCAUAGAAGAACUGCUCAGUCCAGGGCUUGCUGGGUGUUCAUUUACACACCGUUUGCGGAGGUUAGUUAUUCUGGGUCACUGUGUGCUUCUGUGGAAGCCUGAAUUCUGCCGUCCAAAGAGGGAGGGAGAGAGAAGCACCUCCUGCUUUUCGUUCACAAGAGAUUUUGCCCAGGAGUCCCUCUUCUUCCCAGGUGUGGUUGGUUUUCCUUCUGCUCCCUUUGACCUGUGACUCACUCAAGGCUGGUGGACUGAGCUGAGCCCCAGGAUGCCUGGCUGUGUAAACGAACCCAAAGAGUGAGAGCAGCAAUUUCUGUUGGUGCUUGGAAUGCCAGCCUGUGUAGCUUUGCAUAUGGGCAGAGCUGCCUUGGCCUCAUUGAGGACACUCCCUUUGGAGGAGCUGCACUGAGCCCACUGCAGCCACAUGUUCCCCAUCCCUGCGCGCAGAGCCUGAGCUCCUGGAGGGCCACCAAGGGCGUUUUUCUCAGAGCCCUGUGCCCAGAAGCCCUUUGUCUUGUGCUGCUGAGCCAUGAAGGGUCCGCUUGGCAAAGCCUUCUCUGCGUACAGGAACCCGUAUCUCCCAGCCCUUGAAGUGGAGGGGACCUUCCUGGUUCUCUGCCCCAGACAGUUCCCAAGGCCAGCUGAGUUGUGAGCCGGACGCUGCUGGCACUGGGGCAGAAUCACUCGCCACAGCGGCAGCCCCCGUCUCUUGCCCUGAGUGUGCUUCUCCGCCAGGAACCUUCGCUCCGAAAUGGGAACCAGAUGCUUGCCUAAGUGGGUCAUCACAGCUUUGUUCUUUUAUACCUGGCGACAAUUCCAGUGGGGCUAAUUGAACCUCCCACAUAAAGCCGUUUCGGGGAGUUUGGGUACUGGAGGGAAUUUCCAUCUGCCAGAGAAACUAUGUUCACCCCCCCCCCCUUUCCCAUCUUCGUCUCUCUUUUAAAAAUCCCCGCUGCUGAGAAGCCACGGGUGGAGGAGGGGGUGGCAGAGCUUAGACUGAUUCAUUUCCCAAACCUCGGAAGAGAGGAAACGUGCGGCAGGACGAGCAGAUCCAAAGGGAGAGAGACAAAAGAGAGCUUCCUGGGGUUGUCUGAGAGUCCUGCAUUUCCCAGAGUGGGCCAUGGUGUCCCCUGGCAAGGGGGCUCUGGGGGUGUACAUGACUUUGGAAAGCUGGUAGCACUGGAUCACGCUCCUCAGUUUGGUUGAAUUAAUGAAUUAAGUUUAUUGUAUUAUUAAUCUUCCUUGAUGGAGUGUGCAAACUGCUAUUCUGAAUAAUUUUUACAGGGUAGGGCAGGGGGCACUGGGGAUGAGUUAAUGGAACCAAGGGGGUGGGGGCCAGAAAAAGUUUGGCACCCACCAUUGUAGAGAACAAAUGGUGGCAGCUGCUGACCAUGUAGGAAUACUGCUGUCCCCCCAGGGCUCACGUCUUACUUUCUUUCCAUCCUUCUGUCUUAGGAGUAGUCCCGUGAUCCACAUCAAAGAGGAGCCCCCCAGCCCCUCUCGCAGCCCUCUGAUUGAAGAAACCAGCCCCAUCGGCACUCCUGCCAUCGAGAGCCCCCUCUCUCCCUCCGCCUUCAUCGACUCCAUCUUGCAGGAUGAGAAGCCCAGGGGCGUCAUGGCCGCAGCCCCUCUUGCCGACAGUGGCGGCAGCAGCACAGCCGCUGAACAGGCCCAGUCCCCCGAAAAGUGCCUCAGUGUCGCCUGCCUGGACAAGUAAGUGUGGGGUGCGCAGGAAGCACCUGGCUGCUGCCCGACGGUUACUGGCUGGAUCCAGUGGGUCCCUAACCUUGUCCUGCCGUCAUCAUCGCCAUCCUUAUCCCUUCCCCCAUUCUCUUUGCCAACCUGCUUCUUUGUCUGGGGGGAGGGGGGUGCUUUUAUUGACAGCAUUUAUAUCCCACCUUCCCCCCCAAGGAGUUCAAGGUGGUGCACUAGGUGCUCCUCCUCAUUUUAUCCCCACAACCCUGCAAGGGAGGUUGGGCUGAGAGGAGGCAGUGACUGGCCCAAGUGGCGAUGUGAACCUGGUCUCUCAAGUCCUGGUCCAGCGCUGCCUCUCGCCAAUGUGGCUGCAGCCCAUUCUUCAGGCACGGUGCAGCCUGGAUUGCCAAUUGCUGCAGCCCUGAGCUGAGCCACUUUGUCCCAGGCUCGAAUCCUGCUUGCCCGUCUCCCUCAGGGGCACCUGGUUGGCCACUGUGGGGCAAGAUGGGCCACUGGGCUGAUUUAGCAGCCAGGCUCUUCUCUUGCUCUCGCAUCAGUCCUGACAGAGGCAGUGAGUCUGCAGCUGGACUGAAGCCGUUCGAUCUGAAGCUGGAGGCUAUGGGGCUGGAAGAAAGCUAACUUGCCAGGGAGAAGAUCACUAGGCUAGUCUGCCCCCCGGCCUGCAAGUCUUCUAGGCGUGAGGGCGGAUGAGGUUCUUCCAUAGAGUCACAGAACUGUAUAGAGUUAGAAGGGACACGCAAGGGUCAUUUGGUUCAACCACUGGCAAUGCAAGAGUCCUUCCCCCCACUUGUCCCUGGGUGGGCUCGAACCACCAACCUUCAGGCGCACUGUUUCAUUUUGGCCUCUUAAGCCCUCCACUGCAGCAGAGGCUCAGGGGGAGCCGGGCUUCUGCAUGUCUCCUUUUGUCCCGAGAAGAGGAAAGGCCAGGAUUCCCCUCCAGCCCAGGGAUCCUGAGAUCUGUUUGCAGUGCCCGGAGAGCCAGCUGUGGAUGUCUUGACCCUCCAGGUCUUGGAGCAGACUACCUUCAGGCUGGUUUUAAACUUCUAGCCAGCCCAUCCCAAUAGCCUAGCCACGAGCCAGCGGGUGGUCAGUGAGGGAAGCCCAGGAGAGCAAGAGGCAGCAGCCCCUUCCCUUCCUCUCUCUCUCUGUCCAGCCUGGCUGUGGAUUCCUGGCCUCCCUCAUCGCCUGCUAGAGGGGUGGUGCUGUCAGUGGUGUGGAAGGAAGGCUCCAAAACCCAGGAGGAGGUUCCCUGGGCCAGAUAAGAGGGUGGUCCUGCAGCACUGACAGAGGCACAGGGGUCCUAGCAGAGGAUGCCCAAUUCUCAGUGGCAUAUUUGGAGACAGGUGUGGGCUGUUUCUCCUCCUCUGCAAGGGUUGGGUGUGGGCCUUGCCAGCCCACUGGACAUGGGGGCUUCAUAGUGCUGGCUGCUCAUGCCUCUGUGCCCCUCCCACAGUUGCAACUGGAUUUCAGCUCCGGACAGAGCAUCCUGGCUUCCUAGGCCCAUGGCCCUCCUUGCUCUGUGCUCUGGGCAUUCUUCAGUGCCCUGUGUGUGAGGAAGCAGGAACUCCCAGGGGCUGCUUGGCAGAGAUCAGGGGGUGCGGGUCAGUAGCCCAUGCCACAGGACAAGCAUGUCCACACUCAGAUUGCGCACUUUCAGUGGAGGCCUGCCAAGGAACCUGGAGAUCUGGAACUGAAGGGAGAGGUGGUCUGUCGGGGGGUGGGGAGGCACCUAUUUUUGCUCCCCAGGAACAAGGAGAAGAUGGUGGAUCACAGAAGUGCUGAGAGGGCUGCCGCUUGCCUGUUGCUGGAAAACGCAGGAGGGUAGAGGGCUGCUCUUGCACUUGGAUCCUGCUUGCGGGCUUCCCAUGGGGACACCUGGUUGGCCACUGUGGGAAUAGGAUGCUGGACUAGAUGGGCUAUUGGCCUGAUCCAGCACAGUUCCUCUUAGGUUCUUACCACCAGGGGGCAGAGGACAUGCACUUCCUGUCCUGGGAAAGUCGGUCGUUGGAUGCAAAACAAGCUGGUUGAGGCCAGUGAGUUGCAAGUACCUGAUUCUGCUGGUGGAAUGCGGAGGUUUCGGCCCUCAGUCCCCCAGAGAAGCGCAGUUUGGAUCAGGCACCUGCCCCAAGGAACAGGAAUACGCUUGCUGGUUCCCUUGUGCAGGCAGCAUCCCACCUUCCCUUCUCUCCCUGCCUGCCCCGAUGUGGGAUCCCUCCGGUCAGCUGCUCUUUGCUCUCUUCCCAGAGUUGAUUCCCACCCAGGGCCUCCCUCUUGCUCUUCCUGGAGGGGGUCGGCUGCCUGCCCUUCCUUGCCUUUUGAAAGUAACCUCCGUUUCCUCCCUGAAGGUGCCGAACUCUCUGGGGCUCCUGAAUCCGAAUGUUCCUCUUCUCUUUGUAUCUUUCAGUUUGGCUCGCCCUCCGCAGAUGUCCGAAGUCACCUGCCUUUUCCCCAGCCCUUCCUCUGCCUCACUGCACUACAGACCACAGCAAGGGUUAGCAUUUACAUUGCUUGCUGCCCCCCAGGCACUGCGCCACCAGGGAGUGCUGGGGGGAGGUGUCCCUUCUGCCAGGCCCUCGGCGCAUCUUCCACAUUGUGCUGGGAGGGUCAUUUACUUUGGGGAUUGGGUGCCACACUCGGUUCAAACCGGAGUUGAACCCACAACGUUGAAAACACCUUUUUGAAACACCCGUCCCUUGUGGCUCGGGGGGUGGGGUGGAGAAAGGUAAAUCCUGAAGCACCUUCGUACGCUGAAGUAAUCCCUCCCAAUAUGGGGCACCCCAUUGAGGGAAACCGUAUCUCCGUGGUGGAGCGUCAGAAGAUCCCAGGUCCAAUCCCUGCUGCAGGGCCGGCCCACCCAUGAGGCAAGGCAAGGCGAUUGUCUCAGGCGGCAGGGUCUACAGAUCCUGCCCCUAAGAACUGCACCCCCCGCUUGUUCUGUUGAAUGUCCGUCUCGCUGCGAACAGCGGCAGUGCUGGGGCGUCCAGCCCGCUUCCUCUGCGUCUCCCUGCUUCUCCCGGCUGCAGCAGAGUGUCUUGCGCAGCGGUGUGCCUGUGCGAAAGGAAUCUCAGGCCUGCAGAGAAACUCUCGUACAACUGCUGCUUGUAUUCUACGAAGCGUUUAUUGUACAGCAGCAAAACAACAACAGCCAGGAGAAAGCGAAGACAUGCUUCUUCUGUCGCAGCCAAAACAGAAAGUAAAGACGUUCACAUCACUUCCCUAGAGCUGUUAACCCUGUAAGCUCUGGGUAUCCUCACACCGCUAGUGCUGCAAUGGCAGCAACAGCCGCAGCGCACUCCUCGAAGGCCAGAUCUGUGCCCCUGCCCAAAUGCUGCCCCUACAGCGGCCUCUUGGCGCACAGGAGGUGCUCCGGGUCUCCCCCCACCCUGCUCUUGAUGUAGCUCUUCACUUGCCCCUUCUUCCUUGGUGGGGUUCUUUGUGGUUCGCCCCAGGUGAACUCCAAAUGGCAGGCAGCAGGUUUCCUGGCAUUUUAAACGUGUACAGAACUGGCCUCCUGCCUGAGCUGUCAAGUCUGCUUCAGGCGAUUUGCCUUCGGACUGAGCGGCCACAACUCCUGGUGGAGAGUUUGCCCCAAAUGCACUUCCCUGGUUCCCCGUCUGUCUUUGAAUGGCUCCGCCCUUCCCAGUCCCCAUCUUCAGUCCAUGUCUAUAAUCUGAUUGGCUACUCCGGGGCGGCCCCCGCCUUCCGCUCCACAGAAGGGGCUUGGGCCCAGCCCUUGCGCCCCCAUUGGCUCUUCACCAGCACCAGUUUUAGGCUGCUUCUUCUGCUUGGGGAGGGCGCUGGCCCUUGAGAGCCCCGAGUCUAAGCAGUGAGGCUUUUCCUGCUGAUCUGUAAACUGAACCAAGGCAGGCUUGCAGAAACCGGAAGGGUUACACAUGUCAGUGUUUGUUAAAAAAAAAAAAGGAAAGGGUUCUGACCUCCCUUUGUCUCCUCAGCCUGGUCCUCAGACCCUUGUCGGCAUAAAAGAGUCCACAAGAAUAUCCUUGCAGAGUGCUUUCUGCUUUUAUUCUUAAAAGUCUUUGUGCAAAAGCGACUGACCAACUCCACUACCAGCUUUCACUAACCAACCAACCAACCCAACAACAAACUAACAUUUCUCACUCUCUAUAUACAACCCAGUGCAGGCCGCUGACUCAUGCUGACCCAGCUUUUUUAAGCAUUAAAGAAACAGCGGCCAUUUUAGCCGUGACAACACACUGGUAGCCGUAGCCACUGGGUCUAUUCGGGGGGGGGGGGUGAUGGCAGGCCUGUGCAACAGCUAUUCCAGAGCAGGCAGGAAGGGAUGUGUUGCUCCUCUUAAGGUUUUGGGCAAGGAGGCUUCUGAGAGGCAGCCGGGCUCAAAGCCAUUUCCUCCUCCUCGACCAAAGAGCAAGCUGGAGCCCUUGGUGGGUGAGGGGAGCACAAGGGGGCCAGGAAGAUGGGGUGGAGAUGCACUUGGCCCAGGAGGACCCCUAGGAACCAUGAGGAGAGCCCUGCUGGAUGAAACCCAAAGAAGCCCUCCUCACCUUGUGGCCAACCAGGUGCCUCUUGUGGAGUUGAACUCUGUGGCAGCCCUCUCCUCCUUCCUGCUGUUCCCCAGCUGCUGGCAGUUCAGGGACACGGGCCUCUGGUCCUGGAGGAAGCAGGCAGCCAUCCUGGCCCUCGCUGCCAUCUCUUCUCUCGUGUCCCCAGGAACGAGCUGAACGAGCACUUGGACACCAUUGACUCCAGCUUGGAUAACCUUCAGACCAUGCUGAGCACCCACGGCUUCAGCGUGGACACCAGCGCCUUGCUGGACGUGAGUCUUCCGCUCAGGAGUCCUUACGCCUAGCGGGAGGGGCAGUUGGGGGGGGGUUGUUCCUCACUCUGCUAACAUUAAUCUCUGCUUUCCCUCCCUCCCUCUCUCUCUCUCUCUCUCUCGCCAACAGCUCUUCAGUCCUUCAGCGACAGAUUUGAACUUGCCAGAUCUGGACAGCAGCUUGGCCAGUGUGAGUUUGCUGAGGGAGUUAUCCGUCAAGGACCUCCCCUUUCCUCAUUUGUAGGCCAGCCCCACAUGGCUCUCCACCCGCCCUGCCUCCUCGGAGAACCCCGGCCGGCUGGGUGAUGUCAUCCCAUCAGCGCCUCUUCUCAGGCACUGCUAAUGAGGUGCUGAGUGGGCCUUUCUCAGCGCAGCCUUCUGAUCAGCCCCUCCCGCCAUCAGCUGAGCAGACUCCCCAGAGCUGCUCUCUGGAUGUGAUGAUGGGAAGAUGAUGCUGAGCCUGAGGCUGCCUGACUCCCAACACAUCCCUCUAAAGCCCUUCCUGCGUUUCUUCACCGCCACCCACCAAGGCACAGCCGGGAGGCUGCAGAAGACCGGCCCAGAUCUGAUCCUGGAGGAAGCGCUCCUGCACCAGCCCCAUUGAAGUGAAGGGGAGCUCUUAGGCAAGAGCUCUUCUGCAGCUCUUGUUUAUUUCAGUGGGGCCUGUGCAGGAGAACUUCCGCUGGAUUGUGCCCUGGAGUCAGGGAGGUGGUGGACCCACGUAGUGCCAGCCAGCUAGGGGCUCUCCUGUGCGUGGGGGUGGCUGGGGGCGGGGAGUACGGCUGGGGCUUGACUCCCGUGAGAUACGCACACCAAAGCCGCCUCCUUGCUCUCUGGGCCUCGCAGGCUUUGGCUCAGCAGCGCCUCCUCUCCCUUUGCAGAUCCAAGACCUCCUCUCCUGCCAGGAGCAGCAGAAGCCGGCAGAAGUGGAAGACUCUGCAGCAGACACAGGUGGGCAUCCUGGCUGCUCCUCUCCUCUCCCUGCCCCCACCCGCCUGCCAAUUCCGCACGCUGCUUCUCUGCAUCCACCUUUCCUCCAAGGCCAGGCAGGAGCAUGGACAUCCUCACAGCUGAACGAGCCAUCCUGGCCCACGCAGGGGGAAACUGAGGCAUGCGGGGGGGGGGGGCGUGUUUCUGUCGCCUGUUUGACCCGCCUCCUCUCCCUCCAAGUCACGCUGCCGCAGUGGGGGUCUGCCUUGCUCUGGGGGCAGUCAUGACUUUCCAACCGAGAGAGGGUCCUCCUUCCCACAGCCUCAGAAUCCUAGAAUUUUAGGCUUGGGGGGACCCCAAGGGUCAUCUGGCCCACCCCCUUGGAAUACAGUCCUUCCACCUGCCCCCCUGGCCCCCCAGCCUUGCCCCCCACCCCCUUUCUGAUGGUGUCUCUGCCCUUCCCGUAGGCAAGCAGCUGGUCCACUACACAGCGCAGCCCCUCUUCCUGGUUGACUCGAGCUCCAUGGACAUGGCCAACACGGAAAUGCCCAUCUUCUUUGAGCUGGACGAAGGACCCUGCUUCACGGAGGACGAGUACUUGGAGGACCCCACCAUCGCCCUCCUCUCGGGGGCGGAGACGCCCAAGCCCAAGGACCCCUCCGUCUCCUAAGGCCAGGCCUGGGCCAGUGUGGAAGGAAGGCCGGACUUCAGGAAGGGCCAGCCGCCCCCUUGCUUUGCUCCAGUGACGUUGCGGACGAGCCCCCUGCUCUCCCCUUUGGCCAGGCUGCGAGGGUGUGUUUGUGUCUGUGCUUCGGGUGCCCACCCCUCCGGGCGGCGGCUCUGGGGGGGCACUGUGGCUUGGGGGGUGGGCCAGGGGGGAAGCCCAUUGGCAGAAGACGUGUGUGUGUUCCUUGGCUGCUGCCACCGCCUGUUUCGGGUGCCAGGCGCCCUAGGCCUGGACCCUAAGCGCCGACCCCUUGCCCUGCCCUCUAGGCGGAGAGGAAGGAGAGCAAGCGAGCGAGGAGGGGGUCGCGCUCACUGGGGAGGGGAAGGAGAAAAGGAGGCGGAGAAUUCCCCCUCCCGUCGGGAUGGACUUGCUGGCAUUUCAAGAGAAGUGAGAGUGCCUCUCGCACCCGGGGCUCAGGGGCUGUCACGUCUGCCGUUGCGUGUGUCCCCGAAUGUUACAGGGCGCCUGGGCAGGAGGGAGGAGGCUGCCCCACCCCCUCCCCCCUCCCCCAUGGGGCUUGUUUCCCUUGGCUUAGCAGUAAAGAAUUUGUACAUUUGCAUUUUGAUUGUUACUAGAAGAAAAUUGUAUUUUGGAUUUUUACAUGAGAGAAGAAGCCCCCUCCUCCCCCUCAGCCUUCCUCUCUCC